AUAUUAUGAUAUCUACACUAUCUUAUCUUACCAGGUUGAGAAUUCUUAGAGAAUUUUUAGCUUUAUCAGUUCUUCUGACUUCUCAGGGAAUGGGACGUUUCUCCAGUAUGACUAUACUGUGUAAAUUUUUUAAAUUUGAUCCUUUAAUAUUAGAGAAAAUAUUUGAUCUACAAAUAUUAAAAAUUCUAGAAUAUUUUCAGAAAUAUUCACAAUUAGUAUUAAUGUCCAUUAUUUAUCUAUCAUUACAGAAAAACUUUUAAAAUAAAAGGUAAAUAGUGUGAGCACCCAAUAAUUUGCCAUUUAUUUCAUUGGUUUAUUAUUAAAAAAUUUGUUUCGAUGUAAUCACAUCACAACAACAAGCAUUUUUUUGGUUUUCUCUAGAACUUGAACGGAUUUUCUUUUGUAUGAGAAGUUGAAAGAUGUUUUUGUUUAACGAAUUUUAUGCACAUGUACAUUUAAUCACAUUAUUCUUUGACAUAUUGACAAGAACAAAAGCAUUUCGAUUACUAUCUCAAAAAUGUAAAACGUUUGUAUCAAGUGUUUAUAUGCUUCUAAGUAUGCGAAAAUGAAAAAAAAACAAAAACAAAACAAAAAUUUCAUUUCAUAAUUUGAAAAUUAUUGAAAAUGAAUAUAAAAAUAAGCUUGAAAUAUGAUAAAACGAAAAAUAAUAAAUGUUGAAGUGUUAAAUUAUAGUGUCGAUUAGUAAAUAGAAUGUUUGAGAGAGAUUUAUAUGAUCAUUGAAUAGUAAAAAAUAAGAAUUUUUCUUUUAAAAAUUCGAUAUAGGCGUUAAAAGUACGAUAAUAUUUUUGUUAGACAAUAAUAAUGUUGAGUAUAACUUCAGAUUUAAAUAAAUUCUUAAAUGUUAUAUUCAAUAUGUUAAAAAUUAUAACUUAUUGAAACUGGUAAGGUAUCAAACGAUUUUUUUAUAUAAAUGAUAACAUGUAACAUGGACAGAUAAUAAUUUAAGACAUUUAGUGUUUAUUCUUCAAGAGAAAUAUAGUCAUUUCUAUUGAAAAAAAAAGCAUUUUGAUGAACAGGUAACCUUAAGCUAAAUUUGUGUGUAUCAUAAUAAUAAUAAUAUUUUUCUUUAAUUUUCUUUUAGGUUAAAUGUAAAGCUGAUCUUGACAAAGCAUCAAAAAUACGUAAGCUUCGUCAACAAUUUGAAAAUGAAUUACGACAAUUUUGUAAAGAAGAUCAACAAGAUAUUGUCAUUUAUCUUGAAAGACAAUUACUUCUACGUGAACAACUUAUUUCUGAACAAUUGGCUGAUCUUGAAUUGUUAAAAAAAGAGAAAUUGAAUCAAGAAAAUAAAAAUAAUAAUACUAAUGAUGUCAACAACAACAAUAUUAAAGGAAAAAUUGAACCAAAAAAAGUACCAAUACAAAUAUUGAGAAGUAAUGAUCCAGAUGUUGUCAUAUCAGCGAUCGGAAAAGAAAUGGUAAAAAUAUUAUUGAAAAGAUAA
Molecule: messenger RNA, 1462 nt
Organism: Didymodactylos carnosus
Lineage: Eukaryota; Metazoa; Rotifera; Eurotatoria; Philodinida; Philodinidae
Source: the annotation of a GenBank genome assembly